AUGGAAGACGAGUCCUCGUAUUACGACAGAACCAAGGAAGUGGAGUUCAAUGAAACUAAAACCGGAGUUAAAGGCCUUGUGGACUCGGGGAUCACAAAAGUUCCCAAGUUCCUCAUCCAUCCACCACAUAGCCUUUCAAAUUCAGAAACAACAGAUGUAGACUUUAAGGUUCCUGUCAUAGACUUCGACGGCUUUGAUCAAGAUUUUUGGCGCGCGCAGACUGUGAAGGAGAUUCGUGAAGCAUCUGAAACGUGGGGUUUCUUUCAAAUGGUUAAUCAUGGAGUUCCAGAGAGAGUGAUUGAGAAUCUGUUGGAAGUGAUUCGAGGGUUUCAUGAGCAGCCGAAGGAGCUGAAGAUGGAGUGGUACCUCGCUAAACAAACUGUUCAAAGUUUGUUGUCCAAGGCCUUGGGCCUCAGCACUGACUUCCUGGAAAACAUAGAGUGCAUGAAGACUGAACAUCUGGUGUGCCAUUACUACCCGAGCUGUCCAGAACCGGAGUUGACCCCCGGCACUACCAAGCAUUCAGAUCCAUCCUCUUUAACUGUACUCUUGCAAGACAAUCUCGGCGGCCUGCAAGUCCUCCAUCAAGGUCACUGGGUUGAUGUUCCUCCAACUCAUGGAGCUCUUGUGGCCAACGUGGGUGAUCUUACGCAACUUAUCACCAAUGACAAGUUCAGAAGCGUCGAGCAUAGAGUAUUGGCUGGAAGAGUGGGGCCCAGGAUAUCAGCUGCAUGCUUUAUCUAUCCGAGUGCUACAAAAAGAUUCAAACCUAUGGCCCAAUCAAGGGGUUUCUCUCUGACAACCUACCUGCAGACAGGGAAACACACAUUGGACAGUAUCUUGCUUAUUACAGAUUAA
Pyrus x bretschneideri (Chinese white pear) is the source of this 858-nucleotide messenger RNA. RefSeq names its product 1-aminocyclopropane-1-carboxylate oxidase homolog 1-like. NCBI's taxonomy places the organism in Eukaryota, Viridiplantae, Streptophyta, Magnoliopsida, Rosales, Rosaceae. The coding region runs from base 1 to 858 and encodes 285 amino acids. The transcript has 4 exons. The record is from RefSeq and is a predicted model, not a curated record.